AUGGCGGCCGGCAUCUGGUUGGGUCCCAAAGAUGAUGGUGACAAUCGUCCAAGCAAGCUGACUCGAUUUGAUUACAUAACUUGUGUGUUUGCAGCCAUGGGCGGCUUGAUGUUUGGAUACGAUAUCGGUAUCUCUGGUGGAGUAACGUCUAUGGCAGAUUUCUUGAAGAAGUUCUUUCCAACCAUUUUCCAGAGAGACCCAGUAGAGAGGUCUGGUAACCAGUACUGCAAAUUCAAUAGCCAUACUCUAACCUUGUUCACAUCGUCUCUAUAUUUGGCAGCGCUGGCCUCAUCAUUGAUUGCGUCAUGCGCGACCAGAAGGUUUGGGCGGAAAAUAUCUAUGCUUAUCGGUGGCUUGGUUUUCUUGGUUGGUGCGGUUUUUAAUGUUCUUGCAAUGCAAGUUUGGAUGCUUAUAGUUGGUCGGCUGUUGUUGGGCCUUGGAGUUGGUUUUGCAAUUCAGUCUGUGCCAAUCUACGUAUCAGAAAUGGCUCCCUACAAACACCGUGGUGCUCUCAACAAUCUGUUUCAGUUAUCUAUCACCUUGGGCAUUUUGAUAGCCAAUGUGGUUAACUACUUCACAGUCAAGAUUCAUGGUGGAUGGGGAUGGCGCGUCAGCUUGGGCGGAGCUGCAGUCCCGGCCAUCUUUCUAUCAGCGGUGGCAUGGAUUCUUCCCAACACUCCAAACUCGAUGAUAGAAAAGGGUGAGCUUCCGCAGGCCAGAGAGAUGCUCCGUCGCAUACGUGGGGUUAGCGAUGAUCGGAUUGAAGCAGAAUUCAGAAAUCUGGUUGCUGCAAGUGAGGCAUCGAAAGAAGUAUUGAACCCCUGGAGAAAUCUCCUCCAAAGGAAAUACAGGCCUCAGUUGGUAAUGUCCAUCCUUAUCCCGGCCUUCCAGCAACUCACCGGCAUCAAUGUGGUUAUGUUUUAUGCUCCAGUGCUCUUCCAAUCACUGGGAUUUGGGAGUAAUGCUUCACUAUUCUCAGCAGUUGUCUCUGGCCUUGUCAAUGUUGGUGCCACCCUUGUGGCUGUUUAUGGCGCUGACAAGUGGGGCAGGAGAAAGCUUUUCCUAGAGGGUGGAAUCCAGAUGCUUGUUUUCCAGGUCGCACUAGCAGUUCUUAUUGCACUUAAAUUUGGAGUAACAGGGACAGCGAGCCAUUUGCCUCACUGGUACUCCACCGUUGUAGUGGUGUGCAUAUGUGGCUACGUUGCUGCUUUUGCAUGGUCAUGGGGACCUCUGGGAUGGUUGGUGCCCAGCGAAAUUUUCCCACUUGAGAUUCGAUCGGCAGCACAGAGUAUAGCAGUUUCAGUCAACAUGUUAUUCACCUUUCUUGUUGCAGAGGUCUUUCUCAUCAUGCUUUGCGGCCUUAAGUCUGGCUUCUUCAUUUUCUUUGCAGCUUUGGUGGCUAUUAUGACAGUCUUCGUCUAUGUGUUUGUGCCAGAAACUAAGAACAUACCAAUUGAGAAUAUGACAGAGGUGUGGAAGAGGCAUUGGUACUGGAAAAGGUUCAUGCCUGAGCAGGACAAUGUUUUGGAAUUUUAUCGUUCUGUUGUGAAUGCUCUUGGACUGCCUUUGGAUGUCGGCAACUGCCCGGGGAAAGGCAACCCAAAGUGA
Vitis riparia (riverbank grape) is the source of this 1608-nucleotide messenger RNA. RefSeq names its product sugar transport protein 12-like. The coding region runs from base 1 to 1608 and encodes 535 amino acids. Lineage: Eukaryota; Viridiplantae; Streptophyta; Magnoliopsida; Vitales; Vitaceae. The record is from RefSeq and is a predicted model, not a curated record. Gene Ontology annotation, cellular component: membrane. The transcript is spliced from 4 exons. Gene Ontology annotation, biological process: monosaccharide transmembrane transport. Gene Ontology annotation, molecular function: monosaccharide transmembrane transporter activity.